Messenger RNA from Amborella trichopoda, 2334 nucleotides. It is a transcript of the gene CID7, whose product is annotated as CTC-interacting domain 7. The record is from RefSeq and is a predicted model, not a curated record. Lineage: Eukaryota; Viridiplantae; Streptophyta; Magnoliopsida; Amborellales; Amborellaceae.
AAGGGGUGGGGUUUUUUCCUCAGAAGAGUUUCUCUCUCUAAAAUCUCUCUUGUCUUUCUUAGGUGGGUUUUCUCGCUCUAAAAGUCGUGGUUUAGAAACAGGAGAGAGAGAGAGGAGGGUUUUUGCUUUUCUUUUCUGUCGAUCCAGAAAAAUCAGAAACCCUAACAAUUCUCCAUGGACCUUUCUUCCUCGAUCUUCCCUGUAAACUACCCUCCCAUAAGUUUCAGAAAAGGAUUGGGGUGAUUUGCUAUUAUGUCCUCCACUAUCUCUUCCAUUUGCAUUCAGGAAAAGAUGAACUUGUCAAUUCAAGGUCUUCCCACUAAAAAAGAUUCAAAGCCAGACUCUGUGAUUAAGAAGCCAUCACUAAACCCUAAUGCAGCAGAAUUUGUUCCGUCUUUCCUUAGAGCUCCCUCUCAAAGUGCUGACACUCCUGGUUUGUCAAGGGCCAAUAUCCCUGGAAAUUCAGGCAAGACGAUCUUAUUAGAUCGAACAGAGUGUAAAUCAGAUGAAGAGGCCCACCAAUAUUGGUGUCAACAACUUCCUGAUGAUAUUACCCCUGAUUUCAACUCUUUAGGAGAAGAACUGCAAGGGCAUGGGAACCUGUCAGUUGCCAAUUUGUCCUUAAAUGAUGCUUUUGAAACACCAAGGUCUUCUUCAAUUGGCAGUUUGGGGGGUGCUGGGCACUUAUUGGGCAAGAUACAGAACAUAGCAGCUCACCCCCGUGAUGAAAUAAAUGAGAGGCUUAGGUUUUCAAUGCCUGCUUUGAUGGAAGAUCGAGGUUCGGAUGGUUUUGUAGUGCCUAACUUAUGGGAGAAGCGCUUCAUGAGUCAGGACUCAAAUCUCAACAAGGGAAGGGAGGGCCAGCUUUACAGUGGUGAUCCCAGUGCUGGUUUCCUCAGUGAAUUCCUUGGGGAACAACCACUUUUAGAUGAUGGUGAUAUAAACCCAGUGGAGUUCUUGGCGACUCAGUUCCCUGGUUUUGCGGUGGAAAGCUUAGCAGAUGUGUAUUAUGCAAAUGGGGGUGAUCUGAGCUUGACUAUUGAGAUGCUUGCACAACUCGAGCUUCAAGUUGAUGGUGGUCUGAACCAGAAUCUAACCCCAAAGACCAUGUCUGCUCCAAACCUUAGCUCACUAGACUUUCCAGCUCUCCCAGUGCCAGAGGCUCAGAAUGGCCUUUCUCGCUACACUGGAGAUGAUCUCCAUCAAGCAUCCAACGCCUACCAAUCUGAUGAUAGAGAAGGUUUCCUUUAUGGGAGACCCAACUUCUCUAGCGCAUCAAGAAGUGGGAUUGACUUUGCAGCAGCUGUGAGAAAGCUUGCAACUCCGGAUUCGGGUCAGUGGAAAUAUGAAAGGAAUGGCUCUGUAGGGAGAAGUGUCGGCUCGAGUAGAAGCUCCCAACUUUCGGUUAGUUCUUUAGGUGGAAAUGGGAGGUCAGUUACGGGUGAUAGAUCGCAAAACUAUUCUCCAGCACGGUCAGCUCCUUUGGCUCCAUGGCUAGAGACUGGAGAUACAGUUGCAAAGAUGUAUUCAGAUUUGAGAGAAGAAGCUCGGGAUCAUGCACGCCUGAGGAAUGCAUACUUUGAACAGGCACGAGAUGCAUAUCUGAUUGGAAACAAGGCUCUCGCUAAGGAGCUAAGCCUGAAGGGUCAAUGGCAUAAUAUGAAGAUGAAGGCUGCUCAUGGAAAAGCCAAAGAUGCCAUAUUCCAACAGAGGAACCCAUCGCCUUCAGAGUCUCAUACCAGAGCGCAAGAGCGGCUGAUCGACCUGCAUGGUCUCCAUGUGAAUGAGGCCAUCCAUCUGCUCAAGCAUGAGCUCGCCAUCAUUCGAAACACAGCAAGAACAGCCUCUCGUCGACUCCAAGUCUUGAUCUUGGUGGGCACAGGCCACCACACGAAGGGCUCUCGACCUGCGAGGCUCCCCAUUGCAGUGGAAAGGUACUUGAUCGAAGAGGAAGGGCUUGAUUACAGUGAACCUCAGCCUGGCCUUCUGCGAGUUGUGGUAUAGUUGUGACUGUAUAAUUUAAAAGCACAGAAAAAGAGAUGAAAGAGAAAAGGAAGAAAAAAGAAGAAGCAUACAGAUGAAACCAAUCGAAUUCUUGUAUUUUUGUACAUGGUGGGUGGAAGGGCGGCCUUAAAUUGUUACAGGUAGGAGAAAAAUGGGACUUCUUGUGGUCAGGGUUCUCACGAGCCCUUUUUUGCAGGGUUUCCUCUCUCAUUGUGAAGAGGCAAGUCUGGAGGUUCCCGAAUUCUUUUUUUUCUUGUUACAAUUCAAUUAUUCAGUUCGUAUUAUCUUUGCAACAAAGGAGGCAAUUGAUUUUUUGUUCCGUUCCAUUUA